AUGCUGCUGGUAGAUCUUUCCGAUAAAGACGGCAUCGUCGUGUUGGAGUUUCGCGCCGGCUUGCUGCCUGACCCUGUGUGUGAUGUAAGCAGCUGCGUAUCUGUGAUUGCUCAAUCCCCGAUUUCAUGUGCCAUCGCGAUAGUCUCCUUUGGAAAGCCUUGCAUUGACGCAGCGAGCAGGUCAGAUAAUCUGGCCAUUGACUUCGGUCAAUUAAGCCAGUUAUUGGGUCCCAUCUUCAGCCAGGCUUUCUUUCAAGAUUGCAUCGUGCGCGGAGCUCCGACAUGCUCAUCCAGAGGGUCUUGUCCGAUAGCCAUAGAACAGUGUAAAGAGGACGCUGAGGGACUCAGAUCGGAAGCGGCCCAAGAUGACGCUGGUGAAAGAUGA
This is a messenger RNA of Pseudozyma hubeiensis SY62, 384 nucleotides long. RefSeq lists its product as hypothetical. The transcript has a single exon. NCBI's taxonomy places the organism in Eukaryota, Fungi, Basidiomycota, Ustilaginomycetes, Ustilaginales, Ustilaginaceae. The record is from RefSeq and is a predicted model, not a curated record. Bases 1 to 384 code for a protein of 127 amino acids.